Molecule: messenger RNA, 1632 nt
Organism: Komagataella phaffii GS115
Lineage: Eukaryota; Fungi; Ascomycota; Pichiomycetes; Pichiales; Pichiaceae
Product: mRNA 3' end processing factor
Exons: 1
Coding region: 1-1632 (543 amino acids)
Biological process (GO): termination of RNA polymerase II transcription
Cellular component (GO): cytoplasm; mRNA cleavage factor complex
Molecular function (GO): RNA polymerase II complex binding; phosphatidylinositol binding; mRNA binding
Source: RefSeq, a predicted model, not a curated record
AUGGCCAGUAAUAGUAUAGGAGAAGACUUUUAUCAAUCUCUUCUGGAAUUGACGUUCAACUCUCACCCUAUCAUCCAUAGUCUGACUACUAUUGCCCAGGAGAACAUGGCUAAUGCGGACCAGAUAGUGGAAGCUAUUCUGAAACGAAUCAACUCUUCGGCUCCUGAGCAUAAGCUGUACACGUUGUAUUUGAUUGACUCGAUCUGUAAGAAUGUCGGGUCUCCGUACAAUCUGAUGUUUGGAGACUCGUUGUAUCAGCUAUUUUCCAGGUGUUACAGUCUAGUUGCUGAUCCAGUAAGACAGCGGAUGAUUCAUAUCUUCGAAACUUGGAAAGUGACCAGGACACCAUCAGGAUCACCAUUGUUCCCGCCUGACCAACUUGCUAAAAUAGAUAGAUUUUUAACUGAGGUUGCAAAGCCCAAACCUGUGAUGAUCACUCAACAGUCAUUGAUUGAACAACUCCGACAGUUGCAAGGUUUGGUAGGGCAACGCUUGCAUUCAAAUCCAAAUGAUAUUAAGGCAAAGGAAAGAUUGCAGAUAUUGGGAGAUCUGUUAAAAAUCAUCACUUCGCAGCCUAUGUCUCCUCAAGAAUUGACUUUGGUAAAUACUCAGGUUCAAGGAAUUCGAAAAGAUGAAGAGUUUAAGCUUAAAUCACCAACACCUGCUGCUGCUAUUCCAAGACCUGCAUUAUCUUCGGAUGCAAUGUCUGUGCUGGGAGGAGUACUACAGUCAGUAUCCAUGGCUCCCCAAUACCAGCAGCAGCAACCGAAAUCCCCUCCUCCAAAUAUUCUUGGAGGUAAUGUCAGCUCUAUUUUGAGCUCACUGGCAGAAUCAGGGCUAAUUAAUAACAUAAACAGUAAACACAGCAAUAACUUGGUAAGUCCUAUCAACGAUAUACUCUCAUCUAAUGAUUUAUCAGGCUCUUUGGCCAUAGAUUCGGGUUACAUAAAUAACCACAAACCUACUCAGACUGAAAUUGAUACACUGUAUCGAGAUAAACCAAAUCAAUGUUCCAGUUGUUCCAAGCGAUUUACAGAGGAUGAUGCGGGCAGACAGUUGAAGAGUCUGCAUCUGGAUUGGCACUUCCGUAUCAAUAAAAGGAUCAAGGACUAUAGUAAUAUUCAAUCAAGAGGCUACUACCUAGAUGAUUCUGCAUGGGUUAAGUUUAAGGAAAUUGAAAUCAUUGGCUACAAAGACUCUGAUGAUCAAACGGAUUCCUCUAAUAAUACCAAGAUCUCGACCACCGGUGGUCAAAGUUUGAAUACUAGACCAGCCGAAUUAGACCCAGCAGAGCUGGCUCGUCAUUACGUUGUGGUGCCUGAUGAUGUCACUGAUAUGACCACGUCGUGUGGAAUUUGUAAAGAGGAAAUGGUGGGCAAAUUCAAUGACGAUUCAGGUGAAUGGGUUUGGUCCAAUGCUACACAAUCGGGAGACAAAGUGUAUCAUUAUUCGUGUUUCAGAGAGACCCAGCAGGAGAGGAGUUUACAUAAUGUUGUUGAGAAAAGAGAAAGGUCAGACGACAGCGUCGUCAGUGCUGCCAAGAGACCAGAAACCAGCAGCAUUGGCUCUUCUAUUCUUAACAUUGACUUUAGUAAACUGCGUGGCUUGACGGAUAAUCUAGCCAACAGAUAA